Messenger RNA from Melopsittacus undulatus (budgerigar), 7564 nucleotides. It is a transcript of the gene MYO7B, whose product is annotated as myosin VIIB. Gene Ontology annotation, molecular function: ATP binding; cytoskeletal motor activity; protein binding. Lineage: Eukaryota; Metazoa; Chordata; Aves; Psittaciformes; Psittaculidae. The transcript has 49 exons. The coding region runs from base 1 to 6573 and encodes 2190 amino acids. Gene Ontology annotation, cellular component: myosin complex; cytoskeleton. The record is from RefSeq and is a predicted model, not a curated record.
AUGGUGGUUUUCAGAAAGGGUGAUCAUGUGUGGCUGGACACUCAACCGAACAGUGAAUUCAAUGUCCCUAUUGGGGCAGUUGUGAAGGACUCUGACUCAGGACGGAUUUUGCUGGAGGAUGAUGAAGGCAAGGAACACUGGAUCACGGCUCGGAACAUGCACAUGGUGCGCCUUAUGCACCCCUCCUCUGUCCAGGGGGUAGAAGACAUGAUCCGCCUUGGGGACCUCCAUGAAGCAGGCAUAGUGCACAACCUCCUCAUCCGCCACCAAGAACACAAAAUCUAUACUUACACAGGAUCCAUAUUGGUAGCAGUGAAUCCAUACCAGCUUCUGCCGCUCUACACAGUCGAUCAGAUCAGACUGUACUCUAACAAGAGGAUUGGAGAGCUACCACCUCAUGUCUUUGCCAUUGCAGACAAUUGCUACUUCAAUAUGAAGAGGAAUAAGAGAGACCAGUGCUGUGUCAUCAGUGGAGAAUCUGGAGCUGGGAAGACUGAAAGCACAAAACUAAUACUACAGUUUUUGGCAGCGAUCAGUGGCCAGCAUUCCUGGAUAGAGCAGCAAGUCCUAGAGGCCAACCCCAUUCUGGAAGCUUUUGGAAAUGCCAAGACAAUUCGAAAUGACAAUUCAAGCCGCUUUGGGAAAUACAUCGAUAUUCACUUCAACCAAAAUGGUGUGAUAGAAGGAGCCCGGAUAGAACAGUUCCUUCUGGAGAAGUCCAGGGUUUGCCGGCAGGCUCCAGAGGAGAGAAAUUACCACAUCUUCUACUGCAUGCUAAUGGGGAUGAAUACAGAGCAGAAAAAGAUGCUAAAUCUGGGCACUGCUUCAGAGUACACUUAUCUCACUAUGGGCAACUGCACAUUCUGUGAUGGCCGGAAUGAUGCAAAGGAUUAUGCUCACAUUCGCUCAGCUAUGAAGAUCCUCACAUUCUCAGAUUCUGAGCACUGGGACAUCAGCAAGCUGUUGGCUGCAAUCCUGCACCUAGGAAAUGUGGAGUUCGAAGCGGCCGUGUAUGACAACUUGGACUGCUCUGAUGUGAUGGACUCACCACACUUCUCAAUUGCAACCAAACUGCUUGAGGUGGACUCCAGUGAACUCCAGAACAGCCUCACAAACCUCUCCAUCAUUGUUCGAGGAGAAAGUGUGUCCAGGCCUCUAAACAUUGUUCAAGCUGCAGAUGGGAGGGAUGCCUUUGUGAAGGGUAUAUAUGGACGUAUUUUCCUAUGGAUAGUGAACAAGAUCAAUUCAGCCAUUUUCAACCCAGCUUCUCAGAAGGCUAAAGGCAGUCAUCACUCCAUUGGGCUGCUGGACAUUUUUGGGUUUGAAAACUUCAGUAACAACAGCUUUGAGCAGCUCUGCAUUAACAUUGCCAAUGAGCACCUUCAGCAGUUCUUCGUGCGCCACGUCUUCAAGCUGGAACAAGAGGAAUACCAUGCAGAGAACAUUACCUGGAGUAACAUUGACUUCACUGAUAACCACCAGGCUUUAGAAGUCAUCGCACUCAAGCCUAUGAAUAUCAUCUCCCUCAUUGAUGAAGAGAGCAAGUUCCCAAAGGGCACAGAUGCCACCAUGCUUGUAAAAAUCAAUUCUCUCCAUGGCAAAAGUAAAGUCUACAUCCCACCUAAGAGUGUUCAUGACACCAAGUUUGGCAUCAACCACUUUGCUGGGGUUGUAUUUUAUGAAUCAAAAGACUUCCUGGAAAAGAAUCGGGACACACUGAGUGCCAAUGUAAUGCAAGUGGUUCAUUCCUCCAAAAACAAAUUCCUGAGAGAGAUUUUCCAGGUGGAAAUGACCCCGCCUAGUCUGGGACGUGGGACCAUCCGGCACCUUGGAGCUGACCAGGCCUACAAGUCUUUUUCCCAAUGUGGCUUUCUGCUGUCCAGAACAUCUGGCCACGGACAGGGUUUGGAUACUACCAAACGGCUCUCAACUCUGGGAGGACAGUUCAAGCAAUCCCUGGAAAAACUGAUGAAAAUCCUUGAGCAGUGCCAGCCAUACUUCAUCCGCUGCAUCAAGCCAAACGACUACAAGAAACCACUGUUGUUUGACAGGGAGCUGUGUAUCAAACAGCUGCGAUAUUCAGGGAUGAUGGAGACCAUUCAGAUCAGGAAAGCUGGCUUCCCAGUUCGCUACAGCUUUGAGGAGUUCUUUGAUAGAUACAGAGUUCUCCUGCCAUGGUCUCUUCGACAGCAGCUGAAGAAUGAUGCUCGACAGAGCUGUAUCAGCAUCUCUGAAGCAGUGCUGGGCAAGGAUGAAAGCUGGCAAGCUGGAAAGACCAAGAUGUUCCUAAAAGAUCAUCAUGAUACAGUACUGGAGCUUCAACGCCAAAAUAUACUCACAGAUAAGGUUCUUCUUAUCCAGAAGGUGAUGAGAGGAGUGAAGGACAGGAAACAAUUUCUGAAACAGAGGAAGUCUGCUGUAGCCAUUCAGUCAGCCUGGCGAGGCUACUGCUGCCGGAAGGAUUUCAGAAUGGUUAUGCUGGGUUUUGGGCGCCUGCAGGCUCUCUACAGGAGCCGACAGCUUGCUAAACAGUAUGAAGCAACUCGGACUCAUAUCAUCAGGCUUCAAGCCAUGUGCCGUGGUUAUAUAAUACGUCAAAAGGUAGCAGAGCAGAAGAAAGCCGUAUGUGUUAUACAGGCAUAUGCAAGGGGCAUGUUUGCUCGACGACUCUACCAAGGGAUGAAGAAGAAGAACACAGGCAAGGUGGAAGCCAGGAAUAUCCACUUGGAAGAAGAGAAACAUCUCGUGCAAGUCCUUGGACCAGCAAGGGAAGAGGCUAUGAGAUCAGAAAAGGAACACCUGGCUGCUCUGAAGAGAGAGAAGGCAGAAGCAAGACAAAGGAGGAAUGUUCUAGCCACUAAACCAGCAAAUGAUGAUGUUAUCAGUGACCAAGAAAUGGUGGACAAAAUAUUUGGGUUUUUACCUUCUAUGAUUGGAGGCCAAGAAGGACAGGCUCCUCUGGGUUUUGAGGACUUGGAAACAGAGCCAAACAAGCUGGAUGAGGUAGACCUGGACAUGGUUCCCAUGGCUGUGGAACUAGAAGAGGAAGCUGAUGGCUUGGAAGAGUACACCUUCCCAAAGUUUGCAGCUACUUAUUUCCAGGGGUCUUCUACACAUACACAUAUCCGGAGGCAGCUGCGGCACCCACUACUCUACCAUGAUGACAAGGAUAAUGUCCUGGCUUCUCUGGUUGUGUGGACUAUCAUCUUGAGAUUCAUGGGGGACCUGCCAGAGCCAACACUGUUUGCCAAGAAUGCCAGCACCAAGAGCGGCUCCGUGAUGACACAAAUAUAUGACACACUUGGCAGGAAAAACCAGGUCCAGUUCAGGAAUGACAGCCCAGAUAUGAGAGAAGGCAGAAAGGAUAACAAGAUUUCAAAGGGGAUCUCUUCCCUGAAGCUGAAACGGACAUCCAAGUUGACAGGGAAGGUGACAGACCAGCUGAGAGGUGGAGAAGAGGCCUUCCAAGAGGACAACUCAAUCUCUGAGAGGCCUAUGUCCAACCUAGAAAAAGUGCACUUCAUUAUUGGCAACGCAAUCCUGCGUCCUGCCAUCAGAGAUGAAAUUUAUUGCCAGAUUUGCAAACAACUCACGGAAAACAGCACCAGGAGCAGCUAUGCUCGAGGCUGGAUCCUUCUGUCACUUUGCCUUGGUUGCUUUCCUCCUUCAGAUACAUUUGUGAAGUACCUGUUGAAUUUCAUCCACCAUGGGCCCACAGGCUAUGCACCAUAUUGUGCUGAACGUCUGAGAAGAACCUAUGUCAAUGGAGCACGGACUGAACCUCCAAGCUGGCUGGAACUUCAGGCAACAAAGCAGAAGAAACCCAUUAUGUUUAAUGUCACCCUGAUGAAUGGCCAAAGCAUCACUGUCCCUGCAGACUCCGCUUCCACUGCCAAAGAGAUUUGUCAGUUUAUAGCAGAUAAGAUCGCACUGAAGGAUGUGUUUGGUUUUUCACUGUACAUUGCUGUAUUUGAUAAGGUCUGGUCACUGGGUGGGGGACGAGAUCACGUCCUGGAUGCCAUCUCUCAGUGUGAGCAGCUAGUGAAGGAGCGGGGCACACACGAACGCAAUGCACCCUGGAGGCUCUACUUCCGCAAGGAAAUUUUCACCCCCUGGCACAACUCCCAGGAGGAUCCUGUCAGCACUGAUCUCAUUUACCACCAAGUCAUUCGAGGCAUCCGGUUUGGAGAGUAUCGCUGUGAGAAGGAGGAGGAUUUGGUGGAGAUUGGUGCAAAAUAUUGUUACAUUCAAUUUGGAGAUUCCAUCCACAAUGAACUUGUGCAGAAGGUGCUCCAUGACUGUAUUCCAGCAAAACAACUGAAGUCCAAGCCCCUGGAAAAGUGGGUGAGCCUUAUAACCUAUGCACAUGCUAAGGCCCCAUACACACAGGACCGUCUCUCCCGUCAGACUGUGAAGGAACAACUUGUAGAUUUUGCUCGCUUUCAGUGGCCUUUGCUUUUUUCCCGAUUCUUUGAAGUCACAAAGUUUUCAGGUCCCAGCUUGCCCAAGAACCACUUCAUUGUUGCUGUAAACUGGAAAGGUAUCUGCUUCUUGGAUGAGUCAGAAAAGCGGCUCCUUGAGCUGACCUUCCCAGAGAUAACUGCCAUCCACACCAACAGGGCAGUGAAGACAUUUGGACAGAGUUGUACUCUCAUUACACUUCGUGCUGAGGAGUUUGUCCUGACAUCUGUAAACAGCGUUGUCAUUGCUGAACUGGUGGUCAUGUUCCUGGAAGGACUGAAGAAGAGAUCACAAUUUGCUGUGGCAAUGCAGGAGAAAAAAUCCCAAGAAGACCCUGCCAUCCUGUCCUUCAAGAAGGGAGACCUGCUAAUCUUCACUGAAGGAAAAAGGCUGGAUGCAAACUCUGGCUGGAUCUGUGCCCAGAAUGAAAGGACAGGCAAAACAGGGAAUGUAUUUUUGGAAGAUAUCUACAUAAUUCCUUCUCUGACAAAACCCUCUAGUCAAGUACUGAGUCUGCUGAUGAUGUCUCCAGACCAGAGGAGGACAGCUUCACAGAACUCCUACAUGGAUGAACCUGAUGAAGAAGAUCUCAAAGUGAAGCCUUACACCCUGGAGGAGUUCUCCUAUGAACACUUCAGGACUCCUGAGAAGGAAUCCAUCAGCAAAGCUGUUCUCCAAAAAUCCCGUGGGCGCAGUCAACUGUGGGCACAUUCUAAGGAGCCCUUGAAACAGCCCUUGCUGAAGAGAGCAUGCACAGACCCUGAUCUUCGUGAUUUGGCCUGUCAGGCCUUCAUUGCCAUCAUGAAAUUCAUGGGAGACUAUCCCUCAAAACAGGUGCACUCUUCUGUGGAAGUCACUGACCAGAUAUUUGUAGCAGCUAUCCAGGAAGAGAUCCUGCGGGAUGAAAUUUACUGUCAGAUUAUGAAGCAACUGACUGAGAACAGAAACAGGUAUAGCGUGACCAAGGGCUGGCAGCUCCUUUGGCUCUGCACUGGCCUGUUCCCACCCAGCAAGUCACUGCUGAAACAUGCCCAGAAGUUCAUGGAGACACGUCAGAAAGAAACACUGGCCCUGGCUUGCAGUCGGAGGAUUCAGACAGUGAUGAGGAGUGGCUCCAGGAAGUGGGCACCGCAUCCUGUGGAGGUUGAGGCCAUCUUACAAAAUAACACCAAGAUCUCACACAAGAUUUGCUUCCCCAAUGAAACAGAAGAGACUUUUGAUGUGGGAACAAACACCAAAAUCCGCACUCUGUGUCAGAACAUCGCCUCCAAGUUGCAGCUGAGCUCCUGGGAAGGUUUCAGUCUCUUUGUGAAGAUUGCAGACAAGGUGAUCAGUCAGAAUGAAGCAGACUACUUCUUUGACUCACUAAGACAGGUGACAGACUGGAACAGGAGGAACAAACCAGGGAAAGAUGGGGCUGCUAUGUCUGUGGCUUAUAAGGUGUACUUCAUGAGAAAGCUGUGGCUGAAUGUAAUUCCUGGGAAGGACCUGAAAGCUGAUUCAAUUUUUCAUUACCACCAGGAGCUGCCAAAGUACCUCAGAGGCUACCACAAGUGUUCCAAGGAUGAAGCUGUCCAGCUUGCAGGACUGAUUUAUAAAGUGCGCUUCAACAAUGACCGCACACAGCUGGCAAUCAUCCCCAAAAUCCUGAAGGAGCUGGUGCCAGAUAAUCUGCUCCGAGUAAUCUCACCAGAUGAUUGGAAGAAGAGCAUUACUGCAGCAUAUAGUAAACAUGAAGGAAAAACUGUGGAUGAGGCCAAGAUUGCCUUCUUGAAAAUGGUAUACCGGUGGCCAACAUUUGGAUCAGCCUUCUUUGAGGUGAAGCAAACAUCAGAGCCAAAUUUCCCUGAGAUUGUGCUGAUUGCAAUCAACAAGCAAGGAGUCUCACUGAUACAUCAGAAGACAAAGGAUAUUUUAAUAGUCUACCCCUUCAACAAAAUCUCCAAUUGGAGCAGUGGGAGCACAUACUUCCACAUGACAAUAGGGAACCUGGUACGAGGAAGCCGGAUCUUAUGUGAGACAUCUCUGGGUUACAAAAUGGAUGACCUGUUAACAUCAUACAUUCGCCUGCUAAUAAGUGCUGUAAACAAGCAAAAGAACCUCUCGGCAUGAGAGCAGAAACAGAACUCAUGACCCGUGUCUGUGCCAAACUACCUGUAAUUUCAUCUCCUAGAAGAAAUGUUGUUUAAUGAGCUUGAUGACCAGUCUUGUGAUCACACACUGAAUGAACUGUGUUACUGAAAUACUACAAGAGAAGCUUGAGUGAGGGUGUGCUUUCAAGUAUCUGUAAUGCUUGUCUGUCUUAGAUGAAUAUAAGAAUUCUAUUCAGAUUAUGGAUUUAGAGAAAGUCCAGCUGGAUUUUAAUGUAAUAAGGAGGCAGGAGGAUGGAGGAACCCUAAUAUGAGAGCCUCUAAAUUUCCUCUGUUCUUAAAGAGAGACACACAUUAACAGUUGUCUUCCUUUUGGAAAGAAAAUGCCAGCUUGCUGUAUAUGUGCCCAUACCAAAUGUAUAAACCCCUCACGAUCCUUCUGGCUUUUUGGGUUUUAAGCAGAAGGUGUCAGAAAAGUUACCACAGGGAUAACUGGCUUGUGGUGGCCAAGCGUUCACAGUGACGUCGCUUUUUGAUCUUUCAAUGUCGGCUCUUCCUAUCAUUGUGAAGCAGAAUUCACCAAGCGUUGGAUUGUUCACCAACUAAUAAGGAACGUGUGCUGGGUUUAGACCAUCGUGAGACAGGUUAGUUUUACCCUGCUGAUGAUGUGUUGUUGCAAUAGCAAUCCCGCUCAGUACGAGAGGAACCACAGGUUCAGACCCCUGGUGCGUGCGCUUGGCUGAGGAGCCACUGGUGCGAGGCUCCAAUCUGUGGGCUUAUGACUGAACACCUCUAAGUCAGAAUCCCACCUAGACAUAGUGAUACUGCAGCGCUGCCGGUGCCUUGGUGGGCUCGCGGUAGCGGUCACUGGAGAUUGACCCAGAAAAUGGCAGUCUUGCUCAGAACGUAGGAGAAGGAAAACUCCUCUCUUCAAACCCGGACUGAUGGAGCUUGUCCAGCUUUGCACGGUCUGCCAUCUAAGAGAAGGGUACUCUUACAAAACCUAUGACCUG